ACUUCAGCACAUGAUGAUUCACACAUAUGAAAAGCCGUUUUCAUGUUUGACCUGUGGAAAACGUUUUCAUCGCAAAGUUAGUUUAACUCGGCACAUGAUAACUCACACUGGUGAAAAACCGUUUUCAUGUGUGAACUGUGGAAAAGGUUUUGGUGAAAAACAGGAUUUAACUCAGCACAUGACGAUUCACACUGGUGAAAAGCCAUUUUCAUGUGUGAACUGUGGAAAAAGUUUUCGUCAAAAAAAAAAUUUACUUGAGCACAUGAGGAUUCACACAAAUGAAAAGCCGUUUUCAUGUUUUACCUGUGGAAAAAGUUUUCAUCGCAAAGUUUGUUUAACUCAGCACAUGAUAACUCACAGUGGUGAAAAACCAUUUUCAUGUGUGGACUGUGGAAAAGGUUUUUAUCACAUAGUUGGUUUAACUCUGCACAUGAUGACUCACACUGGUGAACAGCCUUUUUCAUGUGUGAACUGUGGAAAAAGUUUUAGUCGAAAACGGACUUUAACUGAUCACAUGAUGAUUCACACUGGAGAAAAGCCAUUUUCAUGUGGGACCUGCGGAAAAAGUUUUUGUCGCAAAGUUACUUUAACUCGGCACAUGAUGAUUCACACUGGUGAAGAGUUGUAGAAUUGUUUUCCAUGUGGCCUAUGUUGAGUUUCACUAUAAAAUUGAUUUGGUGAAAAAAUAGAAUAUGGCUGAAACAAUUCCUGAAGUGAUUCAAGUACAUUGAUUAUUUAAGUUCCUUGAGGAAAAUGUAUCUUCCUCUAAGUGUCACAAARUUAUAUUUUAUUAUUUAAUGCUCCGUGUUCCAGCUGGGUUAUUACUUGAGUUGCACAGAGCUCUCACUUCCGCCUGAGCUGUUGACGAAAGCUAAGUGUUAGCRGCAUCACGUCCAGAUUUCAACUUCGGCCUGGGAGGAUUCUGUUAAUAUGAUGUUUGGGUCUUUGUCGUUUAUCGGGGGACCAAUAAACAGCCUUUAAAUGACUGGCCGAUGCCUGGAGUACGGUAGUCUUUUCUCCUCUCUGAGCUGCUGCCUGGUGGCGGUUCAGAGCGAACGACGAGGAAGAGUAAGCACUGCAGGAGUAUUUAUACAGGUGAGAAAAUAGACUGAACACUGCGGGCAGAUGAACAUCAGAUAAUUAACGUACGUAAGUGUAGCUUUACGGACGAACCAGAACAUUUAUUUCUUAUCUCAGUCUCAACAAAUGGUGAAGCUCAUCGUGGUGGCUCGGAGCUGGUAGACCAGUUUUUGCGUGUGACGAACGAAGUUGUUAAAUUCCAUCGCUAACAUGAACACAAAAGCUAUAAAUGUCUGGGCAAGGAGAGUUAAUCUAUUAAACUGACUGAAGAUGAAAACAUAAACCAAAAGCUGGAGUAUAGACAGAUUUUAGUAUCUGUGGACCUGCCUCUUUAUUAUUGAAUAUAAUUUCUGAUUUUUGUAUACAUUUUCCUCAGGUUAACUUGUAAAGUGAGCUAUUAUUGUUACAAGUUAAUUUUAUAAACUACAUAAAAGUUAUUGUUAGGGAAGCUCAACUGUAAAAUUUGGACUGAUGUUGAUAAGUAAUGGUAAUACUGCUGUUAUGUUAGAUUUACCAAUGUUUCAUUUGAUCUUUUUGUAUCAGAUUACUCAAUUAAUUGUAAGAAUAGUUGAUAGAUUUCUCGAUUACUAAAAUAUUAGUUUACAACAGCCCUAAACUAUAAUUAAAGACUGGAGCGAUGUCAUGUCUAUAAAGCUGAAAAAUUGUUGUAUUUGUUAAAUGUGAUCAUUUAGUUCUUGACAUGUGGAUACUUAUAGAUGUGAAACAUUUUUAUUGAUGCUUUGUUUAUUUUCUGGCAUAUUCUGUAG
This is a messenger RNA of Poecilia reticulata (guppy), 1847 nucleotides long. The record is from RefSeq and is a predicted model, not a curated record. NCBI's taxonomy places the organism in Eukaryota, Metazoa, Chordata, Actinopteri, Cyprinodontiformes, Poeciliidae.